Molecule: messenger RNA, 567 nt
Organism: Saccostrea cuccullata (small rock oyster)
Lineage: Eukaryota; Metazoa; Mollusca; Bivalvia; Ostreida; Ostreidae
Product: tRNA pseudouridine synthase Pus10-like
Exons: 6
Coding region: 1-537 (178 amino acids)
Biological process (GO): tRNA pseudouridine synthesis
Molecular function (GO): RNA binding; pseudouridine synthase activity
Source: RefSeq, a predicted model, not a curated record
AUGUUAAUUUUAUGCUACAAUUUGGGAACCAAAUUAAAGCUGGUGUAUAAUUUUAAUUUUUUUUUUCUUCUUCUUCUUCAGGAAAUCAACAAGUCAGCUGAUAUUAAAGUCAGGGAUUUACAAAUUGUUGACAAAAAAGAUGUAGAUAAACUGAAGGAAGGUGAAAUAGAGAAAACAAAAACGUGUUCUGCCCUGUGCUGGUCUAAAGAAUCUCUCUCCGAAGAACAACUUAACAAGCUUCAGGAAGUCAAGGAUCUUGUCAUUUAUCAAAAGACUCCCAUUCGAGUCCUACACCGGCGCCCUCUGGCGACAAGGGAGAGAAUCGUGUACAGUAUGUCAGCGGAGAAAAUAGAUGACCUUCAUUUUACCUUGAGUCUCUCAUCACAAGCGGGCACCUACAUUAAGGAUUUUGUUCACGGAGAUUUCGGGAGAACCACUCCAAACCUAGGAAUCUUGACUGGGGUGGAGUGUGAUAUACUGGAACUCUAUGUACAGAGUGUUGAGUUGGAUUGGCCUCCAAGCUUAGAAGCAAGCUGACAGAUUCCUGUAUCCUAGACUGAAUAAAAU